Xenopus tropicalis (tropical clawed frog) is the source of this 2464-nucleotide messenger RNA. RefSeq names its product round spermatid basic protein 1 (gene rsbn1). Gene Ontology annotation, cellular component: nucleus. The record is from RefSeq and is marked validated. The transcript is spliced from 7 exons. Lineage: Eukaryota; Metazoa; Chordata; Amphibia; Anura; Pipidae. The coding region runs from base 38 to 2101 and encodes 687 amino acids.
GCCAGAAGCUGGGCCAUUUAAAAGUAGUCGUGGGGAAAUGGCCGCGCAGCUUGGUUCGUUUGCAGAGGAACGGGACAAAGCCAAGGUAGGGCGAAAGAAGAAGCGAAGAGAAGGUUCGCCUUCAGGUGAAAAAAAGCGGAAGAAGAAAGGUGAAGGUGGCGGAGGAGAAGAUGGAGAAAAGGAAGCAAAGAAGAGGAAACUGGGCAAUGACACACAUCACAGCUGUCACCAUCACCGCCACCACCAUCAUCAUCAUCGACACCAUCACCACCACCAUAGCAAGGAAGAGUUACUGCUGCGACCUCCGCCUCCUACUCUAGGGGUGCCACAGUCUAUCACACCAAUUACCCAGGCCUUGUUCACCCUGUCUCAGUUAGAGAGGCCUAAGGAGAAAGUCAAGCGAAAACACAAGACGAAGAAAGAGAACGGAGAGGGUGGAAGCCCUUUAAGAGCUGUCAAAAAAGAACUUCCAGAUGAAAAUGGAAAAUCCCAGAGAGUUAUUAAACAUGAAGAGGAUUCAUUUCUGAUUAAAAAGAUCAAGAAAAAGAAGAAAAAGAAACAUAGAGAUGACCUGAGAGGCAGAAAGCUUAAAAUGUAUAAUAAAGAAGUCCAGACACUUUGUGCUGGACUCACACGCAUUACUCAAGAUGUGCUGGAUGAAAAAGAUGCAGGGAUAGAGGUUAAUAGUGAAUCCUGCAGGUAUUUGCAAGAUGAAAAGCUGUGUCGCUCUGAUUUAGGAACUGAAGAAUACAGAGUUCCCCAGGAAGUCCAGAUGCCGUUUGCAUCUCAUCAAGAACACUGUAUCCGUACUAACACCUUAGAUAGAGGGUCUAAGUUCAGCAGGUUAAUGCACGAAGAAAAUCAGUCAAAUGGAGGAGCUCCAGUACUACAUGCCUAUAUGGAUGAACUCUCCUUUUUGUCUCCUGUGGAGAUGGAGAGAUUUGCUGAAGAGUUCCUGGAACGGACAUUUAAUGAGAAUGAUAAAAGUGCAGCUUAUUAUGCCCUGGCCGUAGUGCAUGGUGCCGCUGCUUAUUUGCCAGAUUUUCUAGACUAUUUUGCCUUUAAUUUUCCUAAUACUCCUGUAAAAAUGGAGAUCCUAGGCAAGAAAGAUAUUGAGACGACAACAAUUGCUAAUUUCCAUACGCAGGUAAGCAGGACAUAUUGCUGUGGAACAUACAGAGCUGGUCCUAUGCGCCAAAUUAGUCUAGUGGGUGCUGUUGACGAAGAGGUCGGAGAUUUUUUCCCCGAGUUCCUGGACAUGUUGGAAGAAUCGCCCUUUUUAAAAAUGACUCUACCAUGGGGAACAAUGUCCACUCUAAGGCUUCAGUGUAGGUCACAAAGUGAUGAUGGCCCAAUUAUGUGGGUAAGACCUGGAGAACAGAUGAUCCCUACAGCAGACAUGCCGAAAUCCCCAUUCAAACGUCGACGGUCCAUGAAUGAAAUCAAGAAUCUUCAGUAUCUUCCCCGAACUAGUGAACCCCGGGAGGUUCUCUUCGAGGACAGGACAAGAGCCCAUGCUGACCAUGUUGGACAAGGUUUUGACUGGGAAAGCACUGCUGCUGUCGGCGUGUUGAAAGCUGUGCAGUUUGGAGAAUGGAGUGAUCAACCACGCAUAACCAAAGAUGUAAUUUGUUUCCAUGCAGAGGAUUUUUCCCAUGUUGUCCAAAGGUUGCAGCUUGAUCUCCACGAGCCACCAGUGUCACAGUGUGUUCAGUGGGUAGAUGAAGCCAAACUCAACCAAAUGCGACGAGAGGGAAUCCGCUAUGCCCGCAUCCAGCUCUGUGACAAUGAUAUUUAUUUUAUUCCUCGCAAUGUAAUACAUCAGUUCAAGACUGUAUCUGCAGUGUGCAGCUUAGCAUGGCACAUAAGACUUAAACAAUAUAGUGCCAACAAAGAAGAUCCACAGCCAGCUGAAAAGGACCAUGGCUCUGAAACCUCAGCCCCAAAAGAUAAUUUUGAAACAGCUUGUUUUAAAAUGGAAGAUGAGGAUACCUUGAUCACAGCAGCACAGGCACCUUCCCUUGCACCUCCUAUUCCAUCUCAGAGGUUAGAAAGUCAACCACAACAAACCCAAGGAAAUCCCUACCACACAUCAGGCUGACUUGUACAGAAAGUAAAGACUUUCCUUUUUAUUUUAUUUUCUUUUCUUAAGUAUAUUUUUUAAAUUUUGAUGUGAAGUUAUAGUUUUAUAACUGAUCUUUUAAUUCCUAUCCAGUAACUGUUUAAUAUUGUUGACUGGGUUUUCCCUUCACAGAUUUGCUGCCUGAGUGGCCUGCAUAUGUUUGUUUUUUUUAAUUUUGUUGCCAAACCAUAUUGCUAGAAAGGGAUAAACAAUGCAUCUAAAGUCUUUCCGGUUUCAUUUUCAUUUGGAACAGGUCCAUGCAGGAGAGAAAAUGAAAUAUUGUUCUUGCGUCUUAGACUCAAAAAAGCACUUUCCAUUAAAUAUUUUAGCAUGGAUUAUUAA